Moesziomyces antarcticus is the source of this 4680-nucleotide messenger RNA. RefSeq lists its product as uncharacterized. The transcript has a single exon. Gene Ontology annotation, cellular component: dynein complex. The record is from RefSeq and is a predicted model, not a curated record. Gene Ontology annotation, biological process: microtubule-based movement. Lineage: Eukaryota; Fungi; Basidiomycota; Ustilaginomycetes; Ustilaginales; Ustilaginaceae. The coding region runs from base 1 to 4680 and encodes 1559 amino acids. Gene Ontology annotation, molecular function: dynein intermediate chain binding; dynein light intermediate chain binding; minus-end-directed microtubule motor activity.
AUGGACGUCGUCCACGUCGAUGGCGCAAGAAAGGCGCCAGGUGACUGGUCGCCAGACGCAUGUCGCACCGUCGCCUCCGAACUCACAAACACCCUCGACCUCGGACCCGACCGCCAACUCGUCGUCGAGGCGCUCGUCUUCAUCCACUUCUCCGUAUACACCUUUGCAGAGCGCCUCCGCCGCCGUCAGGGUCGCCGCUUCCACCAGUCGCCCCGCCACUUUCUCAGCUUCAUCGAGUACUACGUCCAGGUCUCCAACCAGAAGCGCGACGAGCUCGAGGACCAGCAGCGCUUCCUCCUCGUCGGCCUCGACAAGCUCCGCUCCACCGUAGACCAGGUCGAAGAGCUCCAAAAGAGCCUCGCCGUAAAGCGCACCCAGCUCGAGGCAAAGAACCAACAGGCGAACCACAAGCUCCAGAGCAUGGUCAAGGACCAGCAGCAGGCCGAGCAAAAGCGCGCCGCAUCCAUACAGAUCCAGGCCGCCCUCGCAAACCAAGAGACCCAGAUCAGCGAGCGCAGAAACGUCGUCAUGGCUGACCUCGCCCACGCAGAACCCGCCGUACAGGACGCACAGGCCGCCGUCAGCAACAUCAAGAAGCAGCACCUCACCGAAGUCCGCUCCAUGGGCAAUCCUCCGCUCCCCGUCAAAAACGCAAUGGAGUCCGUCUGCAUCAUCCUCGGUCACAAGAUCGAAAGCUGGAAGACCGUACAGGCCAUCAUCCGCAGGGACGACUUCAUCGCCAGCAUCGUCAACUUUGACACCGACCGCCAGAUGACGCCCCAGAUCCGCGCAAAGAUGAAUCGCGACUACCUCUCCAAGCCCGAGUACAACUUUGAGACCAUCGACCGCGCCAGUAAGGCAUGCGGUCCCCUCGCCAAGUGGGUCAUCGCACAGGUCCGCUUCUCCGAGAUCCUCGACAAGGUCGGCCCCCUCCGCGACGAGGUGCAGUCGCUCGAACACCAGGCAGAAGACACAAAGGCGCAGGCAACCGAGAUCGUCGACAUGAUCGCAGAGCUCGAAAACAGCAUCGCCACCUACAAGGACGAGUACGCCGCGCUCAUCAGCGAGACACAGGCCAUCAAGUCCGAGAUGGAGCGCGUCCAGAAUCGCGUCUCGCGCUCCAUGCAGCUCCUCGACAGCCUCUCGUCCGAAAAGCACCGAUGGGAGGAAGGCAGCCGCACCUUUGACGACCACAUGAGCACCAUCAUCGGCGACGCCCUCCUCUCCGCAGCCAUGCUCGCCUACGCCGGUUUCUUCGACCAGCAGUAUCGCGAGUCCAUGUGGGCCUACUGGUCGGACCACCUCCGCCACGCAGAGAUCAAGUUCAAGCCCGAACUCUCCUUUGCCGACUACCUCUCCACCGCAGACGAGCGUCUCGAGUGGCAGGCAAGGUCGCUCCCCGCAGACACCCUCUGCACCGAGAACGCCAUCAUGCUCAAGCGCUGGAACCGCUAUCCGCUCGUCAUCGACCCCUCGGGCCAGGCCGUCCAAUUCCUCCUCAACGAGUACAAGCAGCAGAAGCUCACCACCACCAGCUUCCUCGACGAGGCUUUCCUCAAGGCGCUCGAGAGCUCGUUGCGCUUCGGAAACCCUCUCCUCAUCCAGGACGUCGAAUACCUCGACCCCAUCCUCAAUCCUGUCCUCAACAAGGAGCUCCGCCGUACGGGCGGCCGUGUGCUCAUCCGCCUCGGCAGUCAGGACAUCGACUUUUCGCCCUCCUUCAACAUGUUCCUCUCCACACGCGACCCCUCCGUCGAGUUCUCGCCCGACAUCUGCAGCCGCGUCACCUUUGUCAACUUCACCAUGACGCGCAGCAGCCUCCAGAGCCAGUCGCUCGACCAGGUGCUCAAGGUCGAACGCCCAGACACCGACCGCAAGCGAACCGACCUGAUGAAGCUCCAGGGCGAGUUCCGCCUGCGCCUCCGCCACCUCGAGCGCUCGCUCCUCACCGCGCUCAACGAGUCCGAAGGCAACAUUCUCGACGACGACAAGGUCAUCGACACCCUCGAGACGCUCAAAAAGGAAGCUGCCGAAGUCACCUCCAAGGUCGAGGAGACCGACGCCAUCAUGCACGAGGUCGACCAGGUCACUGCCGAGUACGUGCCGCUCGCCAAGGCGUGCAGCUCGGUCUUCUUUGUGCUCGACCAGCUCCACCUCAUCUCGCACUUUUACCAGUUCUCCCUGCGCUUCUUCCUCGACAUCUUCGACUUUGUCCUGCGCCGCAACCCGCACCUCGCCGGCGUCUCGGAUCCCAAGCAGCGUCUCGACAUCCUCAUGCGCGAUCUCUUCCUCGUCGUCUUCCACAGGACCAGCAAGGCGCUUGCGCACCACGAUCACGUCAUGCUCGCCAUGCUGCUCGCUCAGAUCAAGGCGCGCGAAGAGGGCCAUGCCGACACGCUCGACAGCGACGAAUACGAGUUUCUGCUCGAAGGCGGCAUGGCAGCCGGUGCCACCACCACGCAGCGCAGCGGCGAUGGUGAGAUCGAGGCCAUGCUCGACGAAGAACAGCUGGCACGCGUCCAGGCAUUCAAGCGUCUCGCCUUCUUCCGCACCAUCGAGGACCACAUGGAGGCCAACGCUCCACAGUGGCUCGCCUUCCUCGGCUCCAACAGCCCCGAGACCGAAGUGCCCGUCUUCUGGCCGACCGAAGAGGCAGACAGCGAUAUCAAGGACGAGGUGCGCAAGAUGCUCGUCGUCAAGUGCCUGCGGCCCGAUCGGAUCGUUCAGGCCAUGGCGGCAUUCAGCUCGCGCGUCUUUGGCCAGGACGUGCUGGGCGACCCGGGCUACGACCUGGGUAGGAUCGUAGCCGACGAGACGGACGCCAGCACUCCCAUCGCGCUGUGCUCCGUGCCGGGCUACGAUGCCAGCUUCCGCGUGGACCACCUGGUCAAGCUGGUCAACGCGCGAUGCACGUCGGUGGCCAUGGGCUCGCAGGAGGGCUUUGCGCUUGCCGAUCACGCCAUCACGUCGGCGGCGCGCACGGGCAACUGGGUGCUGCUCAAGAACGUGCACCUGGCGCCGAGCUGGCUGUCGCAGCUCGAGAAGAAGAUGCAUGCGCUCAAUCCGAACCGCAACUUCCGCCUCUUCCUCACAUGCGAGACAUCGCCCUCGAUCCCGGUCAACUUCCUGCGCGCCUCGCGCAUCCUCAUGAACGAGCCGCCGCCGGGCAUCCGCGCGAGCAUGCUCGACAGCCUCAAGAGCAUCGCACCCGCGCGGUUGCAGCGUGGACCCGCCGAGACGCCGCGCCUCUACCUGCUGCUCGCCUUCUUCCACGCCACGCUGACGGAGCGCCUGCGCUACACGCCGCUGGGCUGGUCCAAGCCGUUCGAGUUCAACGACUCGGACGCCGAGGCGGCCCUCGACAUCAUCGAGGGCUGGGUGACGCAGGUGGCCAAGGGCCGCGCCAACGUCGACCCGCAACAGCUGCCCUGGGACGCCAUCCGCUCGCUGCUCAAGCAGAGCGUGUACGGCGGCAAGAUCGACAAUGCGCCGGACCAGACGCUGCUCGACUCGUUUGUCGACGGCCUCUUCUGCGCACGCGCGUACGAUGUCGGCUUCGAGCUGGUCAGCGAUGCCAAACAGCCGCUCGUCGCACCCGAGGGCACCAAGAUGGAGACGUUCAUCGGCUGGGUGCAGGCGCUGCCGGAGCAACAGCCGCCGCAGUGGCUCGCGCUGCCGCCGAGUGCCGAAAAGGUGAUUGCGGCAGCGCAGGGUACGGGGCUGCUGAACAAGCUUGUGCGGAUGAAGCAGCUUGCGGACGACGAUGACGACGAAAAGGUGGUGGCGGUGGACAAGGGCAGUGCAAGCAAGGAUGCGGCGGGGGUGGUUGGCGGUGCGUCGGCGUCUGCGCAGCCGGGGUGGAUGAAGGCGUUGCGCGCGAAUGCGGUGCACUGGCUUUCGCUGCUGCCGACUUCGGUUUCGGCGGUGCGUGCCGAGGCGGGGGCGGUGCAGGAUCCGCUGUACCGCUUCUGGGCGCGCGAGAACCGCACGGGCUCUUCGCUGCUAUCUGUGGUGCGGGCGGAUCUGGAAGAGGUGGUGGCGGUGUGCGAAGGCACCGCGCGACAGACGAACCACAACCGAACUUUGCUCACGGACCUUCCGAAAGCGGUCGUACCUGCGGCGUGGCGUCGAUACGCGGUGCCCAAGUCGAUGGCGUUGUCCGAGUGGAUCGUCGACCUGCGCGCGCGGCUGGACCAGCUGGAGCGCAUCACGCGCGAGUCGGCCGAGCUGGGCGGUUCUGGCACGGCGGGGUACGAGAUGGUCGAAGUGGUGCUCGGGCUGCUCUUCUCGCCCGGUGCGUAUCUGACGGCGACGCGGCAGAGUGUGGCACAUGCAUCGCGCGUGUCGCUCGAGAACCUCUCGCUGCGUCUGCUACUCAACGACGCCAAGGCCGGGCUGGAGGUGGGCAAGUUUGCCCUGCGUGGACUCAAGCUUCAGGGCGCCGAGUGGGACAGCCAAGCAUCGCGCAUCCGACUCAACGACGGCGCCGUCACCAACCUCGGCCUGACCGCGUUGGUGUGGGAGCAAAGCAGCCAGAAGAAGGACGACGAGACGGUGCCGAUUAGCGUGUACCUCAACGAAGACCGCAGCUUGGCACUGUUCGCUACGCCGCUCAAGGCCGAGUCGGGCGUCAAGCAGGCUACGCUUGCGCAACGCGCCGUGGCUCUACGUGCGGCAUGA